GUUAUGAAAGCUGUAGCUCACGCUGUGCAGCAGGUUUAAUUGCUCUGGUGAGAGACCCUGCAGUGUUUUCUGUUUUGAAACAUGUGACCAGGGGGGCUCGCUAAGUUACGCAACACCGUGCCCUACCACACCAGACUCUGGUGCUUCCCAUUAGACUGUCAAUGGGCUUGGCUGACAUGCUGGGGAAAAACUGAAGGAGGUCAAAGACACCGGCCGAGCUGUGGCAGGUGUGUGGAAAGAAGACUGCAGGCACAGGGAUGUGGUUUUGAGUUGAUGGGAGUUUCAGAGAAGAUGUUUAACUGGGACGAGGAGUGGAACAUUUCUUUUGCAGGAUGUGGAUUCAGGAGUGUUUACUACCUGGGAGCUCUGAGCUGUAUCCUUGAAUGGGCCCCUCAGCUGGUCCACGGAGCCUCAAAGAUCGGCGGAGCCUCUUCUGGCUGUUUGGUGGCUGUAGCUUUAGCUGUUGGGAUUCCUAUUGGUGAGUUUACUGCUGAUAUUAAUCAGGAUUUUCAUGAUGAGGAUGAUACUGGUUAGAUUGAUUUUGGUGAUUUAAAACACUGAGAAAGUAAUGCUUUUAUUCCCCCCACGUGUGUUGCCUCCAGCUCUGCAUGUCAUUCCUCCCUGCUGCUGUCAGACUCCACAACUGAAACCUCAGUGUGCAAUAAAUUAUAUUACAUUUAUAUUCUGUACACAUGUAAAUAAGAUUCAUGUACAUAACUUUUCUUAACUUGAAGUUUCUUUAUCCUUUAAUUUCUCUUUUUGAAUCUGUAUUUACGCUGCUGUAACUUUGGAAUUUUCCACCGUGGGAUGAUUAAAGGAAUAUCUUAUCUUAUCUUAUUUUAUGUCGGCACCUGUGCCCCAGUGGACUUGAAGCAGUUUGUGGCUCUUGUUCAUCUUGUUUCCUCAAAACCUUCUUUUAUUAAAGUUUUUAUUGGGUACUUGGAUGGGAGUUAUUAAAGGCCAAAAACAGACUUCCUUUUCUGUCACAGCAAAUGACCUUGGUCAAUUAGUAGAGAAAUGAAAUAAAGGAUAACUUAUAGAAAAAUAAUGAUCAGUUGUUAUGUACCAGUGUUUUCCAACUGUUGCAUAAAGUAAAUAUCACCCAGGAGGUCAGCUGUUGUUCUGAACAUCAGCCGGGCUGUGAUUGCGCCAUUAUACAGCACAGCAGAACCUCCUCUUAUUGUUUAAAAUCACUUAAAGCUCCACUGAAGAGUUUUUUAUCUGGAUAUAAACUAGAUUAAAGUUAAUUGUGACCAACACAAACAAAUGAGACCAUCCCCAUAAGGACAGAUACUCUAAUUUGUAGGUACUGGUCAUUGUAAUUAAGCUGAUGCCUGAUAUUUUCCACUGUUAAAGUGAUGAUAAUUUAUAUUACAGUUCUUCAAUAAGAAACAAUUAAUUGUUAAUAACACCUGUGAAAUGCUUAUAAAUAUUAAGACUUGCUUAUAAAUGCUAAUAAAUGCAUAAUUAAUACAUUUAUAAUUGCUUAUAAGACACUUAUGAGCUCUAGUUAGGAACCGACAGGUGUUAAAAACAUCAAUUAGAUCUUCAUUAACAUUAAUUAGACUAUAUAAAGGUUUAUUACUAAUUAAUUAACAUAUUUAUUAUUAGCUUGUAACUUACUUCUGGGGGACUUAUUACCAAUUGCAGUAUAAAGAUGCCUUUUAAACUUUAAUCAGGUGUUUAUUAACAUUAAUUUAACUGUUUAAGCUUUUAACUGGAAUCUUAGCUAACAUUUAUUAUUCUGUAAAACCUGCUAACUGUUAAGUAAAGUUUGCUGUUAUAACGUACUGUUAAUAAUGUCUAAUAACCAAUAACAAAAGUGUAAAUUAUGUAAAUAUUAAUUCUUGCUUUUGUUUAUAAGCAUCUUUUAAGUGUCAAAAGUGGCUUAUUACAUACUAAUUAAUGCUUAUUAUAAGAACCUUAACAUAAAGCGUUACCAAAACAUAAUAUUUACUAGUGUAGGGGGGAAAAAAUCAUCAAAAGAAAUGAUUUUGUCCACAGGGGACGCCAACAUCAACACAAACAAAAAGUUCCUGAUACGAUCUUUAACUUUGAAGGCUGCAGUGUUGUUGUUUUUUUGUGCUGGCAGCGUCCGUGACCUCAGUUUCAGCGCCCUCUUUGACAGAGUUUGUUGUUUACUGCCCGGUUAUUGAAGGCACUUGAAGUCAAAGAAGAGUCAAAAUAAAUAAAUGACGUAAAUUUUGUUGGUAGGAGCUGUGGACCUGGGAAAUGAAGCUCGGAUUAAUUAUAAUAAGUUAUAAUAAGUUAUUUUCAAUUCCAUCUGGUUAGUGAUCACGAAUUGAGAUUAAACAUAGAAGAGUCCCAGAAGGUGAAUCAUUGAUUAUUUGUAUUUUUUAAUUUCCCACCUUCAGGUCUGUGCCGGGCAUGUUGCUGCAAUCGCCUUUGUUUACAUUGGAAAACAGUUACUCUUGGCUGUUCAAAUACAGAAAGCUGGAGCCUUUGUAAGACAACACCAUCUUACGCAGCAGAUCAGCAAAGAGACACAUGAACCACUUUGUCAACAACGAUCACUAGGAUCAAUAUCAGGGUCACUGGGUUCUUCACAGAUGUUUUAAAUGUGGCAAAAGUCACACUGUUGUCAUGUGAUUUCUUAUUUGUCUCGUACUGAUCACUCCGGUGUCUUAAAGUAAAACUCUGAGGGUUUCAUGUUUGUUUUUGAUGUCCUUACACCUUAUGUCUGACAUGUUUACUCAAAAUUUUCAUUGAACUCUUUUUUGUAUUUCAUAAAGGUCAGAGAUAAGUUAUCUGUGAACAAGCACUGUCAGUGAUAGUAAAAGUAAACCCUGUAGCUGGAAUGUUCACCGACACACAAGUAGCUCAUGUAAUCGUGAGAGCAAAUUCCAGAGGUCACUGAGGGUCAAGUGCAGAGUGGGGCCAAACAAGGGGAAACGCCUGUCACCUACUCUCUCUGUUUUUCCCUCGAUCGCUCGCUGAAAACAUACAGACGUGAGAAGAAAAAGCUAAUCUUUGAUACCUUUGUAAGAGAUCAGUUAUGACAGUGGAUGGGUGGUUAUGGAAAUUAGAAACUGAACCGAGUGGGCAGCCUCUGACGUGAAGUGGAUCCUCGUCUAACCUUGGAGAGAUUCUUUUGGCAUAAACACGUUUCCUACUCAAUACCUGCCAAACAACGUAGCCCUUUCAUUCCUGACACCACAAAUUAUUUUACUUACCUGGUUACAUGUUAUUGAAAAGUACAAAAAUUAAUUGUUACUAAAUAAUGAGCCAGUAACUACUAGUUAACCAUUAGUUAAUGGGAGGAAAGUGAGUAACUCCAAUAAACUCUGCAGAGAAAGUAACGAAGUGAGAAUUUAUACUGAGUUAAUUAUCUUAAUUUACUCAAUCCCAAGUAAUAGUUACUCAUUUUAUGUCCCCCAUAACAAAUUUCAGCUUCAUGAUGGGUAGUUGCUCAUUUUCUUACUCAUUGCUUUGUCAUUAUUCUCUCCACAGAGGAGUUCUGCGUUGACGUUCUGGCCACGGCUAAAAAGGCCAGGAAACACACUCUGGGAGUUUUCCACCCAACCUUCAGUCUGCUGCGGACGGCCAAGGAGUUCCUGCAGCAGAAGCUUCCAGAAGAUGCUCACCUUAAGGCCUCUGGAAAGCUCUGCGUGUCCCUCACCAGGAUGUCUGACUUGGAGAAUGUUUUGGUGUCACAGUUCGACAGCAGAGAGGAGCUCAUCCAGGUGAGAAGAAACUCUGCUGGAGGUGAGUCACUGAAGUUCUGACAGAGUCUGAUAUGUUCAGUUCUGUUCGUGUUCUGCAGGUCCUCGAGUGCAGCUGCUUCUUCCCUUUUUACAGCGCUGUCAUCCCACCGUCAUACCGUGGAGUGGUGAGUAGAUAUAUCCUCCUUACAGUAGAAACCUGACCUGACCUGCCUUUUCACUUUGUGGUUACUGAAUCUUCUCAGUACUACAUGGAUGGAGCCCUGAGCAACAACAUGCCCCUCUUCGAGCACAGAAACACCAUCACCAUGGCCCCGUUCUCAGGCGAGAGCGACAUCUGCCCCAAAGAGGGGACGUUCAACUUCUUUGAGGCGACUUUUGGAAACGUCAGCAUCCAGGUCAACACUGGCAACGUGCACCGAGUCUGCACGUCAUUUCUACCUCCAAAACCUGAGGUGAGUAAAAGUAGUUAACUCCACUUCCUCAUCUUCACGACAAAACCCGAGGAACCCCUUCAACAAUAUUUUUUUUUCCUCUUGAAGAAGCUGGCUGAGAUCUGCCACAACGGCUACAUGGACGCUCUUCGGUUCCUUGGAGAAAGAGGUGAGCCCCUCCACCUUCACUCUCCUCUCCAGUCUGUGAUUUGUCAAAAUCUGCUUCAAGUCAACCACCUGUGACAGAUCUGCUUGGAUCACAGCGUCCUCAGCCCAGUUUGGAGGCAGAGAUGGAUGCAGUAAAACCUGCUUGUUGUGAGCUGGCCGAGUCGAAGAAGACGGUGAUGAACGGACGAAACCUUCACCGGGAAGAUCAUGAAUGGCUGGACCUCAGAGUCAUUGAGAACCUUCCUGUUGGCUUCAAGAAAGGUGAGGCGGACAACAGGAUUUAAUGAGAGGCUAGACGUCAACUUAAAAGUAUGAUCAGGAUAAUUUAGAGGUUAAAGAUUAUGGUUUGAGCUUCCUGUUCAAGAAGCAUUUAAAUGUGGUCAAAUAUCCCUCAAUGUUUCCUCAUUUGCUCAUUAAGGAGAGAGAGAGAGAUCUCAGAUAAUGAGCAAACUUUAGAGGACCUAAAACAGAGCCCUGAGGGACGCCACACGACAGAGUUUGGACUGACGAAACAAACUAAGAGUGAAAUGUUUCUGUUAGUGCUGUGUGAGGCGUGCAGAGACGGUCGUGACGGCAGCUCUCGGUGGUCUCGGCUCUCUGACUUCCUCCCCGUGAGGGUGUUUCUGUGUCUGCUGACGCUGCUGGUGCUUCCCAUCGAGCUGCUGCUCCUACUCACCAAAAGGUAACGAUGAAGUCAGAGAGGAGGACGAUAACAGGCAGUAAUGAUCUGCUGAUUUUCCACUGAUGAAACUUGUUUUUAUUGUGACAGAGUGUUGUCGUUAGGCGGCACGUUGGUUUGCAGACUGCUGAUGUUUGACAAAGAUGUGAGCGAGCGGAUAUGGAGCUCCAGAGGAGAAGAUCCAAACAGGUAAGAGAACCCAGGAAAUCUAUAUUUGGAUUUCUUUAAACCUUAUGAUUCUUGAAUUUUUUAUUCUGUGUCCUGAUCUUUUUUUUCUCCUGCAGCGUCUCGAACUCAAACCUCUGGACUCAGGCAGGAGGAGACAAAAACACAGAACUUUUGACCUCAAAUUUAAACAAAACUCCUCACAUGGAUGACAACCGCAACCUGGACCAGUUCUCCUUCGCUCCUACCUCUGCGGGACCAUCCGACCCCCUGACACCGAAUGGAUCUGCCUUUAAAUCACAGAAGUUACGAGUCGUGCAGCAGGGGAGGAAGACCGGGUUUUAAAAGUCUGGAAAUGUUACACUCUCAUGAACUCUUUAUCAUAUCCAUACGUCUGUAUUUAUCGUCUCUGAGCCUCUUUGGUUCAAAUGUUUCUGUCUCUCAAAUCAUUCCAGAGAUCAUUUAAUUUAUCUAUAUUUAAUAUCUAUAUUCUAUAUCUCUAGCCUUUAAAAUGUUGGUUGCACAGUCUGAUAGUGCUGUUACAAAAAAAAUUGAAGUCUAGGUUGAUAGAAUAAAAAAAUCACUGAACUCUUGUAAAGUUUUUUUAUAUCCAUAAACUUAUAGAAAAGUUUUGGGGCCUUCCUGCUGUUUCUAUGUACUUAAAUGUAAAACUGUAUCUCAGAUAUCAUCUGAAUAUCAUACAGAGGGUUAAUAUUUUUAUAGUCAGAUUUAAAGAGAUGAACUUUUAUAUAUUCUUUACAUAUUAAAUGUUUUAUUUAAUCAA
Molecule: messenger RNA, 5913 nt
Organism: Xyrichtys novacula (pearly razorfish)
Lineage: Eukaryota; Metazoa; Chordata; Actinopteri; Labriformes; Labridae
Source: the annotation of a GenBank genome assembly